UUCGAAAAAUAUAGAAAGACCCACCCCCAAAUGUUCAAUAAUCGACCUGGUAAAGAAAAAUCUAACCUGUUAAAAAGAAGCAGACAACCAGUACCAAAACAAAUCAAACAAAUACCAAUAGUUUUGCUACCAAGGACGACAAAUUGGAGUCAAAUAAUCUAGGUUUACAAACCACACAGCCUAAGGAAGACCUGCUCGUUAUAAAAAAGGAGCCAAACAAACCAAAGAAAAAUAUGCGUUCAAAAUCAACUUCCCCACACAUCGCAACUCUUUUGAAAAAUGUUGGGUUGCCAGCAAUGCAAAAUGCCAGGUAUGAGGACAAAAUAACUUCGGAUGAGUUGGUGCAGUUGCGCGCAAAAGCUGCCCAGUUUAGCAAAAUCUACAUGAAGCACGAUUCCAUUUGGAAUUAUAGAAUUUUGAAUCCAUCACCCAACCCUGAAUUUGUCUCUCGUCUGAUUUCCGAGCUAACUACAGAAGUCAACUUAACGAUGGGAUGCAACCUUACUAAAGGCGAAUUAAAACGAAUCAUAAAUCUGAUUUCAGUUUGGCAUCAAAAAACAGUUCACCUUACGGUGGUCAAAAACGGCAAGAUUUUGCCUACCGACUAUUUUAACCUAUUCGCGUUUUUACCUGAUAGUUUUGUUCUUUUUUGCGAAGGCUGCGAGGAGACUUUCACUAUUGAAGAAUCAUACAUAAAGCAUUUGACUUCUCAUGAAUGUUUGUAUCAUUGCCCAACUUGCAAUAAAUGGUUCAAGUACAAGGGAUUCUACGAGAACCAUAAGCGAAACGCUCAUUUCUAAACAGUGCCGCUUACAACCUUUUAUAGAUUUUAAGUUGUAGUCAUACUAUUUACCAAAGACUACAAGUUGUUAAGUAGUUGUCAAAAAAUUAAAAACUCAGAUGAUUUAAAAGCUUAAAGAUAGCUUAUUUGUCAAGUUCAUAAACUGGCUAGUUGUUUAUUAUAAAACUAUAUCCUCUUUUAAUUAUAUAUUUUGUAUCAAUCCUUUUCCAUAUUCAUGUUCUGAAUAAACAACCUCUAUAACUCAAUUAAUUCCCAUUCUUUCAAGAUUAGUUACAAACAGUAACUAAAUUAAUAAGAUUAGCGACAAAGCAAUAGUUAAACAAUGUUAUGUAGUUCUCAAAAAAGUGAAUACAAUUAAAGCUGAAGAAAAUGUCAAAAAAAGUUGACAGUCAAAUUCAUAAACUUGUUAGUUAUGUUUAAAUAAAGCUAUAUCCGUUAUUAGUAAUAACUUAUUACUUAUAUUUUUUAGCCAUGCCUUUCUGAACCAAAGUUCUGAAUAAAUAACCUCUAUAGACUCAAUAUAGU
Messenger RNA from Drosophila gunungcola (fruit fly), 1327 nucleotides. Its product is annotated as protein teflon-like. The transcript has 2 exons. Bases 234 to 800 code for a protein of 188 amino acids. The record is from RefSeq and is a predicted model, not a curated record. NCBI's taxonomy places the organism in Eukaryota, Metazoa, Arthropoda, Insecta, Diptera, Drosophilidae.